CUAGGUUGAUUCAUUGAAUGCCACGUCUUGACUGGAAGUAUCACGUUAACAGUAAAUAUUAGCACUUCUGCACAGAAGACAAAACGUUGAUUGCUGGUACAACAAACCGUGAUAUUUGACACUAUUUGAGAGUAAUAUGGGAUGUGCACGCGUGCUGGCACUGACACUGGUCACCUCUGUAGUACUGCUGUUAGCCUUUCAAUGUUCCUCUGUGCAUAGCCAUUCCCAUGGUGAUCACGGGCACAGCCACUCCCAUGGAGAGGGUCAUCACCAUGGACACGCUCACGAACCUGAGGUGAAGAUGUUCCAUGGAGCGAGCAAGUGGAGCGCGGAGGCCAACCUACCUCACCAAGAAGAGGAGCAUCAUGGACACGGGCAUGAUCAUGGACACGGGCAUGAUCAUGGACACGGGCAUGAUCAUGGACACGGGCAUGAUCAUGGACACACACAUGAUCAUGGACACGGGCAUGAUCAUGGACACACACAUGAUCAUGGACACGCACAUGAUCACAAUCAUGGACAUUUGCACUCAGACGAAGCUGAGAGGAUAAAGAGGGAAGUUAAAGGAGAGAAGAGGGACUUGAUGGAGCUCUGGACACAGGCUGUCGGCGCCACUCUGCUGAUCAGUGCGGCUCCUUUCCUCAUCUUGUUUCUGAUCCCAGUUCAGUCCAACAGCGACCAACACCAGAACCUGCUGAAGGUGCUGCUGAGUUUCGCCUCAGGUGGUCUGUUGGGUGAUGCUUUCCUCCACCUCAUACCUCAUGCUCUUGAGCCCCACUCCCAUCAUGGUGAUGGAGAUCAUGGACACUCGCAUGCAAGUGAAGACUCUCACGACCAUGGUCACUCUCAUGGAGCGGCCCACGGUCACAUGAUGUCUGUAGGCUUGUGGGUUCUCGGUGGGAUCAUCGCCUUCCUUGUUGUUGAAAAAUUUGUGCGUCUGCUAAAAGGAGGACAUGGCCACGGGCAUUCCCACUCUCACACAGCUGCUCCCAAAGAAAAAGACAGUGGUGGAGAAGAUGAGAUGGACAAAAAGAAGAAAAAGGAGACAGGAAACAAAGAUGCUAAAGUACCUAAGAAAGUGGAGGAGAACAAGAGCACAGAUAUCAAGGUGUCAGGUUAUCUGAACCUGGCAGCUGACUUUACACAUAAUUUCACCGAUGGCCUGGCGAUCGGAGCAUCGUUUCUGGUCGGACCAGCUGUGGGCUUCGUCACCACCCUGACGAUACUGCUGCAUGAAGUCCCACAUGAGAUCGGGGACUUUGCUAUCCUUGUACAGUCUGGCUGCACUAAAAGGAAGGCGAUGUGUCUCCAGCUGCUGACAGCUGUGGGGGCUCUGGCCGGGACAGCGUGCUCUCUUCUGGCUGAAGGCGUGGGCGCAGCGGCCACCGCCUGGAUCCUGCCCUUCACGGCUGGUGGAUUUGUUUACAUCGCCACGGUGACGGUGCUCCCGGAGCUGCUGGCGGGCCGCUCCAGUUUCGGUCAGUCUCUGAUGGAGAUUCUGGCCCUGCUGUUCGGAGUCGGGAUGAUGGUUCUGAUCGCAGAGUACGAGUGAGACGCUGCAGCGCGAACACAAACUUUUACAGCGCAAGACGGGGAGGGAGAGAAACUGACAGGGAAGAGACGGUUUUAGGUUCAAUGUGACUUUUGUAUCUUCACAUUGUUCGCUUGUUUUAUUUUCUUUAUGAUGCUGUAUUUUGGUUGGAAUUGAUUGUGUCCUAAGCGGUUUACAGGUUUUUUUUUCCUGUUUUAUGUUUCUUUCUUUAAGAAAGUGUCACUUUCUUCAACAGUCUCUUCGGUGAGGACGAGAAGAGAAUAAUAUGCAAGGAGGAAGAGGAUAACUCCAUUAUUUAAAUGGGUUGAACCUUUUUGGAUGGUGGUUUCAAAAUUUACUCUAAAUUUUCACUCCACAGACCAUCAAUAUAACAACUCAUCCCACUAAUGAUUUCCUAAAUAACUGACCAGACAAAACACCAUUUUUUCCUCCUUAACUGAGAAAUUCUCUCCUUACCU
This is a messenger RNA of Nematolebias whitei (Rio pearlfish), 2010 nucleotides long. It is a transcript of the gene slc39a7, whose product is annotated as solute carrier family 39 member 7. The record is from RefSeq and is a predicted model, not a curated record. Lineage: Eukaryota; Metazoa; Chordata; Actinopteri; Cyprinodontiformes; Rivulidae. The transcript is spliced from 8 exons. Gene Ontology annotation, cellular component: membrane. Gene Ontology annotation, biological process: zinc ion transmembrane transport; intracellular zinc ion homeostasis. The coding region runs from base 137 to 1552 and encodes 471 amino acids. Gene Ontology annotation, molecular function: zinc ion transmembrane transporter activity.